Messenger RNA from Emiliania huxleyi CCMP1516, 1442 nucleotides. Its product is annotated as glycerol-3-phosphate dehydrogenase. Gene Ontology annotation, biological process: glycerol-3-phosphate catabolic process; carbohydrate metabolic process. Gene Ontology annotation, cellular component: cytosol; glycerol-3-phosphate dehydrogenase (FAD) complex. The transcript is spliced from 13 exons. The record is from RefSeq and is a predicted model, not a curated record. Gene Ontology annotation, molecular function: NAD binding; glycerol-3-phosphate dehydrogenase [NAD(P)+] activity; protein homodimerization activity. The coding region runs from base 44 to 1213 and encodes 389 amino acids. Lineage: Eukaryota; Haptophyta; Isochrysidales; Noelaerhabdaceae.
ACGGCGCCCACGGCGACGGUCACGCACGUAUAUUCCCGCCACGAUGCCUGAGAAGGUUGCGCUCAUCGGCUCCGGCAACUGGGGCUCCGCAAUCGCCACAAAGAUUGGCGUCAACGCGUCGGCGUGUGCAGACUUCGACGACAAGGUGUACAUGUGGGUGUUUGAGGAGUACGUCAAGGAGGAGGAUGGGAAGUGGGUACGCCCGGCGCGUGGAGCAAAGCCGCCCGAGGGGAAGACGUGGGUGGAUGAGGGGUACACGCCGCUCACGCAAGUGAUCAACGAGAAGCACGAGAACGUCAUCUACCUGCCCGGGAUCGAGCUCCCUCACAACAUCGUGGCGUGCCCCGACGUCGCGACUUGCGUCGACGGCGCGACGAUGAUGGUCUUCGUCAUCCCGCACAACUUCCUCGCGCCCAUUGUGCCAAAGAUGGAGGGCAAGUUUGCAAAGGGCGCCAUUGGCUGCUCCCUCAUCAAGGGCAUCGAGUUCGAGAAGGAGGGCGACAUGAAGCCCAUCCUCAUCUCGGACUUGCUGCAGGCCGAGAUGAAGAAGUCGGACGGUGCGCCCGUCGUCGACAUGUCGGUGCUGAUGGGCGCCAACGUCGCCAACGAGGUCGCCAAGGGCGACUUUGCCGAGGCGACGAUUGGGUGCACGAAGCCAGAGAACGGCCUCAAGUGGUGCAAGCUCUUCAACACCAAGGACUUCGCGGUGCAGGCCGUGACGGACGUCGCGGGCGCCGAGCUGUGCGGCGCGAUGAAGAACGUCGUCGCGCUCGGCGCCGGCUUCUGCGACGGCCUCGGCUAUGGCGGCAACACCAAGGCCGCCAUCAUCCGCAUCGGCCUCAAAGAGAUGCAGAAGUUCUGCAAGGUGUUUUACGGCGACCGCCAGAUCAAGGACGAGACGUUCCUCGAGUCGUGCGGGGUGGCAGAUUUGGUGACGACGUGCUUCGGUGGCCGCAACCGCAAGUGCGCCGACAUCUUUGCGAAGAACAUCGCGGCGGGCACGCCAAAGGCGUGGGAUGUGAUCGAGGCAGAGGAGCUGAACGGGCAGAAGCUGCAGGGCGAGCGGACCGGUACCGCGCAGGACGUGAUGAAGGCGAUCAAAGCAAAGGGCGUGGUGGACGCCUUCCCGCUCUUUUCGCAGAUCCACAAGAUUGCGUUCGAGGGCGCCAAGCCCGAGACGAUCAUCGACAUGAAGCUCGAGAAGUACUACUAAGGGAGGCUUCUUUCACGGCAGUGCGGCGGGAGGAACACCUGAGAUGUUGUAGCCGUGGCGCGAGAUGCCGCGCGAUCGAUCGCGGCCCAUCGUCGCACAGCCCCCCUCCCCCACUCACUGAGGCUAGCCGACUACCCGCGUCUGAACCUAUACUGCGAGAGAGAGAGAGAGGAGAUGGUGAGUCGGUAUAGUUUACCUUUGCACAACAAAACUCUUGUACCUACUUACU